This is a messenger RNA of Dicrocoelium dendriticum, 1158 nucleotides long. The record is from the annotation of a GenBank genome assembly. Lineage: Eukaryota; Metazoa; Platyhelminthes; Trematoda; Plagiorchiida; Dicrocoeliidae.
GCCCCUCCCCGUCGGUCUACUACGACCCACGCGUACGCCCUAGCCACGGAAGCCAUCGGAACCCUUGACCAGACGGAUUCUACACGCUCCGGCUUUUGCUAACUUUCAUUAAUGGCCGAUCAGUCUCUCAACGAUUCUCGUGAUGAGUAUGAGCAUUACAACUACGAAGACGAUAAGAUUACCGGCUAUAAAGGUGGAAAACACCGGACUAAAACAGAAAUCGAAGAGCACCACAAGAAGGGAGAUAAUCGGAGCAAUCGAAUUCAUGUCGAUCAUCAAAUUAACAACGAAGAAAAGAAUCGUGAGCAAAAUUUAAAACAUCCUUCCGAUUCCAGCAAUUAAUUGGCUUCUCCUAUCUUUUGUGUAACAUAGCAAAUCUAUGUAAACCUUCCACGUUUGCUAAUAAAAUCAUCGCUAUUCCUAUAUAAACUCACUCUGGAAAUUGUUUUCUCCAGUUAUCUGCCUUCUCUAACUGCUUUGGUUUAUGCUUGACUGCGAAUCCUCGUGCGACCUGCGCCUGCCUAUUUUACACCAAGUACAUCGAUUGACACUUGUAUUCCGUGAGCUUUAGCUCCACAUUACACAUGCAAUCCGCGCUACUGACGAUUCCCGAUAGGAUAACACGGCCUUAUAUUGCUUGUCUGUACAUGUGCUAGAUGUCUAGCAGCAUUGGCAUGAAAUUCAAUUUACACCGUUCUUAAAAUCGUUUGUCGCGCUCGAUUCUUUUCUCCUGACGUGGCUGAAACUCUGCGUGUCUGUACGGUAGAUUUUUUUCAUGUACACACACACACACACUAGGACAAGAUGUAUUUACCAUACCAGCUGUUUGGCGCUGAGGUUCUCCUAUUCCUUUCCUUUUGUUUCUAGUCACUUUUUCCGUAGCUAUUUAGCGCGUUUUUCUUUAUUCAUUUAAUCGCCUGUGUCGUCGAUUCCCUCCGGGCCGCACCCAUUUGUACAAUGCGAAUUGCAGGUUUCUUAACUGUUUUUCUCUCGUUCAGCGAGUAGCAACUUCAUGUAUUAUUUGCAUCUGCUUAUUCAGCGACACCUCGUGGUUCAUCCUUUCUUGCGCAUUCUCAUGGCACCCUUCGGUUACAAAAAGGCCGAGUCUCUUCAACCAAUUGUUCUGUACUGGACGUUGUUCUCUGAUGUACUGAAAUC